UCCCCGUGUGCUCCCAUUUCCCUCGUUAACCCUCUGUGUAUUUAUGUCUGCGUCUCCCUCAGUUCUGUGUCGCGUUCUCCCUCAUGCUGUGUGGAUUUCCCUGUGUCUCUCUCCGAGUGUUAGUUUACUUUUCCCCAGUUAGUUCUGUAUUUCCUGUAUUCUGCCGUGCCAGCAUUAAAGCUGCUUUUGAGUUCAUCCCCGUGUCUGUGAGUUUUGCGUUUGGGUCCUCAUCCUGCCUGCCACACAGCGACCCUUGACAGAAGAACGCGACCAGUAAUGGACCCAGCAAACUCCGUACGGAACCGGCAGCGUGCAGACUCCGCCUUCCCUAACGAGAGGAGAAGGCAGGAGGCUCGGCAUGCCCGGGAGCGCGAGUCUGCCUUCUAUGGGACUCGAUUGGCUCUAGGUGGGCCGCGCAGCCUCCAAACUGCCAACGCUGCUGCGUUUUCCCCACAUCGUCCCACGGCGAUCAGAGUCGGAGGAUUCAGCCUAUCGCCUGCCACAACUCCUCCGGCCUUCUCAACUUCCGGUUCUCCUCCCCAGUCGCCGCCCACGUCCUGCGCAAAGAAGAGGGUUACUCGGCGGCCGAGGAGAGAUUUCGUGCCUCCGACAAGCAGCCUAUCUCCGCUGCAGUCCUUUGCGCUCUUCCUGGGACUUCCACGCUCGGAGCUGCACAAGCUCCCCGUCUCUCCGGCGCAGCCCGGUUCGUCAUCGGCUCAGCCAGCCGACAUCACCGAAGUGCCUGCGCCCACUGCCUCGGGAACUCACGGCACAGUUCCCAGGAAUAAACGGCGCUCACGCCGUCGCCACCCUAAAGUUACUGAGCAAACUCCGGUGGUGAGUGACUCUGACAGUUUUUUCCAUGCCACUUCCAAGUCGGACCGACUCGGACAAUAUUCUGCUCCUGAGUCCGCUGUUUUUCAGGUCCGUAACACAUCAGAAAUGAAUAGUGAGUUUGAAUAUGACUGUGUUUCCAGGGCUCAUAAUGUUUCUAAGUUCACCUCUGCACCUAUUAAGCAUGAGACUGAGUUCAUUGCCCCCCUAGAGACUGCUGUUCAGGCUGACUUAAAAAACUCCGGCACUGUAGACUCUGUGUGCGUCAUCCCAGAGACCGUUAACUCCGUGUCUGGUAAUUCUGGGUCGGUUAAUCCUGAACCUGCAUUACCUACCCUCACGCCCAUGUUUCAGAGUGAUUAUCUUUCCUGUGCUCCUCCCAGGUCAGCAGCAAUUAACACACAGACUGAUAAUCUCACCUUAGAGAAGCAAAAGACUAUUGUUGAGCUGCAUACUCAUGAACAACACCGUAAAGUUAACAGUUCUGAGGUCCCUGUACCUGCUGAGUAUAAGACUGUGAAUGGUGUUUCUUCACUCCUGGACUAUGCUGCUCUCCAACCUGUAUAUUUAGAAACCGUUUGUGUGAAUGCUCCUGUGUCCGCAACGGAUCCCUUUGUGCUCGAUAUUACUGACUCUGACUCUGCUAAACCUGGAUCUUCCUGUGCAAUGACUGUUUUAGAGACUGCUACACCUAACAUGGACAGCUUAAGGCCUACAGAGUUGCCAGGAGUGACUCGCCAUGAAUCUCUGUUCGCUAACACUGCUUCUAGCUCCACUAACUCGAUUUUCCCUGUGUCUGUUUCUGUUCCUGUGCUUCGCUCUCCGCCUCUAGUUCCUGUAACCAGGGCAGCGCGGGCCCAGCCUUCCCUUGCUCCCGUACCAGUUCCUCGGGAGAGGGUGGCUGAGGUCCAGCUGGUCCCUGCUUCUGUCCCCAGCCUGGCAGAGGCGCCGUUCAUCCCGGCACCCGUACCUGCUCCUCGGGUGGGGUUGAUGGACACCCAGCCUUUGCCUGCUCCUGUUCCGGUUCCCCGGGUGAGGUCAGCCGUGACCCUGCCGACUCCUGCACCCGUCUCAGUUCCUCGGGUGGGAGCGACAGAGGUCCAGCUAGCUCCUGCGCCUACACCGGCCCCCAGGGUAAAGGCAGCCAGAGCCCAGCUCGUCCCUGCACCCGUAUCUGUUUCUCGGGUGGGGAUGGCUGGUGUUCGGCCAGGCCUAGCACCUGUUCCUGUUCCCAGAAGGAGAGCAGCCCAGAGUCAGACACCUGUUCAACCACAAGCACAACUACCACUUCAACUAGCAUUACUAUCCAUAACACAGUCUGUAGCUCAGUUGUUAACACCGAUUCUUGUUUUGUCACCAGUCCAGACUGUAGCACAGUUAGCAGCUCCGUCUCCUGUUCAGUCAUCGAUUCUACUACCUGCUAUCCCGCCAUCACUGCAACGUACACCCCUGUCUUUAGCGCAGUCAGUAGCUCAGGUCAUAGCACAGGUUUCUGUUUUGUUACCAGCUCAGUCUCUAGCGCAGCCAUUAGCCCCUCAGGCUGCUCAGUCAUCCGCCCUGUUACCGCUCCAGUCCUUUGCUUCAUUGCCUGUUAGUUUAUCAGCUCAGUUAUUGUCUCUGUCACCAGCUCAGUGCUUAGCCCAGCAACCCGUUCAGUCACUGCCCACCUCAGCUGGAAGCCUUUGUGAGCCUUCUUCACCAGCUGAGGAUGACGCGGUGCUAACACACUUUAAACUAACUGUUUGCCCUACACAGCUCCAGCCGUCGCAUCCUAAGCCGGCUGCGUGCCCUGUGCCGCUACAGUCAGCGCCCGCGGUGCCAGAGGACCCCGCACCCGCUGGCUCUGCAUCCGUCUCCGCUGGGGGUUCAGGAGGACCCCUCCAGCCGCUCCUCGUCUCCGCUGGGGGUUCAGGGGAACCUCUCCAGCCGCUCCUCGUCUCCGCUGGGGGUUCAGGGGAACCUCUCCAGCCGCUCCUCGUCUCCGCUGGGGGUUCAGGGGAACCUCUCCAGCCGCUCCUCGUCUCCGCUGGGGGUUCAGGGGAACCUCUCCAGCCGCUCCUCGUCUCCGCUGGGGGUUCAGGGGAACCUCUCCAGCCGCUCCUCGUCUCCGCUGGAGGGCCCGAGGGGCCCGUCCAGCCGCCAUCUGCUUCUGCGCCGCCUGGUCUGGCCCCGGCUUCGUCCGAGACUUCGUCCUCGUCUGGCCCAGCCUCCGCCUCGCCUGCUGCAGCUCCAGCCUGUGCUUUGCCUGCUGCAGCUCCAUCCUCGCCUGGUCCGGCCCAGUCUUCGCCUGUGGCCGCCACGCCACAGUCUGGUCCUGCCUCGUCCGGUCCUGUGCCCACCGGGCCUCGGCCAACAUGCCUGACGCCGGUGUGCCGCCGUUGCCUUCCGCACGGUCGGCCUCCUGAACUGCUCCAUCGUCUCCUUGGCCGCCGCCUUCUUCCACGCGGCCGGCCUCCGGACCAGCUCUGUCACCUGUGCCACCCGUCUGGUCGGCCCCCCGACCGUGUGACCCAUGUACUUUUGUGCCUGUGGGCCCUGGGUCGGCCUCCUGACAUUUAUUAUGGACUAGUGUCUUGUGCUCCUGUGUUUUCUGUUGGUGGUUUUGUUUCCUGUUCUGGUCCCUCCGUCCUGGGCCCCCGCCGCACUGGUUAG
Haplochromis burtoni (Burton's mouthbrooder) is the source of this 3486-nucleotide messenger RNA. RefSeq names its product proline-rich protein 36-like. The record is from RefSeq and is a predicted model, not a curated record. The coding region runs from base 277 to 3486 and encodes 1069 amino acids. The transcript has 2 exons. NCBI's taxonomy places the organism in Eukaryota, Metazoa, Chordata, Actinopteri, Cichliformes, Cichlidae.